Monomorium pharaonis (pharaoh ant) is the source of this 5120-nucleotide messenger RNA. RefSeq names its product tau-tubulin kinase homolog Asator (gene Asator). Gene Ontology annotation, biological process: signal transduction; peptidyl-serine phosphorylation. The transcript has 15 exons. NCBI's taxonomy places the organism in Eukaryota, Metazoa, Arthropoda, Insecta, Hymenoptera, Formicidae. Gene Ontology annotation, molecular function: protein serine/threonine kinase activity; ATP binding. The record is from RefSeq and is a predicted model, not a curated record. The coding region runs from base 719 to 3874 and encodes 1051 amino acids. Gene Ontology annotation, cellular component: nucleus; cytoplasm.
AGAGAGAGAGAGAUGACGCUGAGAUGAGGCGUGGAGCUUGGACGCAGGUGCGGCGAGUGGGCGCGCGUGGCGCGGGCGUCCCGGAACGAGCCGGAGCGUAGAAUCGUGGAUUACGUAUUACGUAGAAGCGAAAAGGAUGAAAGAGGACAAAGAGGGAGCGAGAGAGAGCGGCGCGGCGGCGACAGCGGCGGCAGCGACGAGAGGCAUGCACUAUACACUCUACACUGGUGCGCAUCGAUCGCUAUACCCCGCGCGCUAUCUUCCGGCUAUUUUGCGCACUACGGUUCCCGUGCGCGACGUGAAAUCGAAAGAUGGCCGUCGUCCCGCUAGCAUUUGACGGCAACUUUUAUAGCAGCCGCAGACCUCCGAUCCUGGCCGCGAGGAGCGAGUGAUCGGUCGGACGGCAAUCGAAGAUCGUUGCACGAACGGUAGCCCGGUCGGGAGAAGGAUGGGGACGGUGGCGACAACGGCAGCGUCGGUGACGGUGAUGGUGAUGAUGACGACGACGACGACCACGACGACGAUCACCACGGGAUUGUGAAGGAAGUUGUGCGCGCGCGUUGUGCGACGAUCGUCCGUCGAGAGUACGUCGCGCACGAGAGUAACGUCGCGCCGUGAGCGCGGUCCCUAGCAGACGACAUUGCCUGCAAAUCAUACCGAGGAUUCGGCGUUAAGGAAUGUAGGCGACGAAAGCACGGAUCAAAAUAAUAAUAUAACUAUGACUAGCGAAGAUCUGCUGCAGCCUGGCCAUGUGGUCAAAGAGCGUUGGAAAGUUGUGAGAAAAAUAGGUGGCGGUGGAUUUGGUGAAAUUUACGAAGGUCUCGAUUUAAUGACAAAGGAACAAGUUGCCCUUAAAGUUGAAUCUGCACGGCAACCAAAACAAGUUUUAAAAAUGGAAGUUGCUGUACUAAAGAAAUUACAGGGUAAAGACCAUGUUUGCCGUUUUAUUGGCUGUGGACGUAACGAUCGAUUUAACUAUGUCGUAAUGCAAUUACAAGGAAAGAACUUAGCCGAAUUGCGCAGGGCGCAACCGCGAGGAGCUUUUUCACUUUCUACUACAUUACGUCUUGGUCUUCAAAUUUUGAAAGCUAUAGAAAGUAUUCAUCAAGUGGGAUUUUUGCACAGAGAUAUUAAACCUUCAAAUUUUUCAAUUGGCCGUCAUCCUUACAACUCCAGACUAGUAUAUAUGUUGGAUUUUGGUCUAGCACGGCAAUUCACAACCAGUACGGGUGAAGUGCGACCGCCUCGUGCUGCCGCAGGAUUUAGAGGAACCGUCCGAUAUGCGUCAGUCAAUGCACACAAGAAUAAAGAGAUGGGCCGACAUGAUGAUUUAUGGUCACUAUUUUAUAUGCUAGUCGAAUUUGUUAAUGGACAACUGCCAUGGCGAAAAAUAAAAGAUAAAGAACAAGUGGGUCUCAUGAAAGAAAAAUAUGAUCAUAGAUUACUUUUAAAACAUCUCCCAUCUGAUCUGCGGGUCUUUUUAGAACACAUACAGAGCUUGGAGUAUGCAGACAAACCAGAUUACAGUAUGUUAGCUGGUCUGUUUGAACGAUGUAUGAAACGUAGAGGUGUGAAGCCAAAUGAUCCUUAUGAUUGGGAAAGGCCGUUAAUAGCUAAUGAAGGUUUAUCAACUACUAGAUCAUUACCUACAGUAGCCGUGCCACCUCCUCUCACUACAGCUACUACUCUCAAUCAGCCUCCAACUACAAAUGUAGAUACAAAUAAUCAAGAAAAUGUGGAACCAGACAAUAGAAAGGAGUUAGAUGCACAAUUGGAUUAUGAAAGUAUAUAUAGAAGAAACAGGCAACGUGGAAUAGAAGGUUCUCCAGUGCCAUUUGCAGCAGCUAUCAGCAAUCAUGGUAGGGAUAAAAAUUGCAAUGCCACAAUACCGACGACGGAUAAUACGCAUCAACAAGUUGCGCAACAGACUAUGCCAGCUUUGCCAAUUCAAGGAUCUCCUAAAAAACGACGUGCAGUUUCGAUGGCUGUGGAAUCUCAAGUUCCUACGCCAGUAGAAAAGCAAGUGGAUAACGAAGGAGACGCGUUGAUGGCUUCCGCACGUUCUGCAUCUGAAGUUCCUCGCCCUAAAACAGUAUCAAGUGCAACAACAGCGGCACUUAGAAAAUCGGCAAGUGGUGCUACAUUACCCGCUACUCUUGCUCGUUUGCGCAUUGCUACGCCAGAGGGAACGUCCGCUGAGUUACCGAGUCCUCGUAUACAGACAGAAGUCGAUGCUUCCUAUUGCUCUUACGAUGUAACUAAUGUUAAAUACGUUGGAAAUCAAAGUCCAGUAACUGAACAAAGAGAACCUCUCAGAAGAGAACCUAGAAGGAGAGCAGACAGUCGACAACAAGUAAGAAGCGGACGUUCGGCGAUACGUGAUUGUUCUAUUACGCAAUUUGCCCAAAUAGAUGACGACAAUGUGUCUGCCCUGCAACAAGUGACCAAAGGUGGCGGAGGAUUGACUCUGGCCUCGCAAUGGAAGUCGCAAUUUGACGAUUCUGAAGAGACUGAUAACGAGUGGAAGGGUGAAAAUUUGCAGAGUCCUGAACACAAAGGGACAAAUGCUCCAACCAUACCGCCACAGUCCACAGGUAUUAUCGAGGGCUCACAGCAAUUGGAUACAAAAUCUGUCGCGGCUCAAUCAAAUGCUUUAAAUGUGUGUCAGCAACAGUCUUUAAUACCCACAGCACUGUCUAAAAUAAGUGAAGAUUCUCCAAGACCAACAGUGCCACAUAGAUGUUUAAAUAUCGCGGGUAUCGAAAAGUAUCCAGAACUACAAGGGGCGCUUCCACGAGCUUGGAGUGUUCCAGUUUUAGCGCCACACAUUCGAGCUUAUCUCGAAGCUCCUUUGGUUCAGCAAGCAGCAUUUGAUGAUUUGCUGUAUGAAGUGGAUGUUAUGAGGAAUAUAGCCACUCGAUAUGAUGAACCGAGACAAACCGCAUCAAUCAGAAGAUUCAGUCUACCAGUAGUAGCUUUCUCUCCUUCCGAUGCAACGUUUAACACUCCUAAAGGAGAAGAAGAGGAAGAAGCAGUAGCGGGUAGAUUGGAAAUCAGAGUGGUAGACGCGACCGGUGGUGCUACAAUUGUGCAAACUAGUGCUGACAGGGAACCAUUACAAAAGAAAUUAACAAACGGCACGGCAGGUAGUCCGGCUAGUCCUAAUCCAGGACCAGAAGAACCAUCGAUAUAUUACGACGCUACCGAGAAUCGACCGGCUGCAAACGUAAGUUUGCAAAAGGAAUCGAAUAAUGUCACUACUGCCUCGACUACUGUACAAAAUGCAGUACCGCUUCGUGAUAAUAAGGACAAUAAAGAGAAGGAAACAUCUAGUAGGACAUACGUCGCUCAUAGUAAAAUACCGGUUCCUGUUAAAAGCCCAAGAUGUUCGUUAUCCGAAUCGACGCCUGAGACUAACACCCUGAAUACCAAGCCAGUAACUGGAAGUGACAUAGAAAAACUACUCGUGCCCGCAGCCGCAGCUAAGGAAAAAGAGAAUACCAGCUCUGCCGAAGAUGAAAACUUAAUUGGAUGUACGCCCGCUUUGCGCCGCCGAAGACAAAGUGAAAAAUAUGUGACAGACGCUAGUCAGCUGAAUCUGCAGUUCCAAAGACCACAACAUAGAGCAAGACCGCAAUCGGAAGUAUUACCAAGACUUUCUCCGAGGGGAGUACCUUCGCAUCUUUUACGGGAACCUGGUAAAAAGUCCGAAGAGAGCAGUGAAAGUGAUUCUAACAGCAGUGGACCGCCAAAAUCUUCUCGUCAACCACCACCACCACCUGCAUCGUUACCACCUCACAUAGCAGAAAAUAAUGCUAGAUGCCGCCGUUAUUGGCCCAUACCAGACGCACCGGUUGCUAGUAGAGAAUCGUGAGGUUUGAUAUUCAAAAUGACAAAUAGCCUCAGUUUAUGUUAGGAUUGAGAAGAUUUUUACUGCUCAACCAUGUGAGAAUGUGAUAUUUGGGGCACCGAAAACACGCAAUUCUUUUGUCGAUAAAUACACGUAUAAUCGAAUAUAUAAAAAUUUUAGUAAAGAUGCAUAUCUAUAUAUCUGCAGAGAUAGAACAUAGCUAUUCAUUUCUUAACGCGCGAAGAUAUAAACUAUCUAAACGCGUAUUCUCUCAAAUAUUGCAGCUUUAAUUAACUAUUCUUUAAAUUCUUUUUAAAAUGUUUUUCUUAUUAUUUUUGGGGCAUGUGCUCAAUAAUUUUUAGUAAAUUGAAAAUAAAGAUGUAUAUGAUAUUACUUUCAGUGUACAAGCAGUACAAUAAUCUAGUGAUAGUAGAGAUGGUCGCUUUUUUAAGAUUAUAUUAUUUUCUUUAUAACAGUUGUCACAUUUAUGUUAUAAACUUGUUAAUUCAGUAUCUUUAAAUUUAUACACACGUAUGGUAUUAUAUAUAUAUUCUUUUUGCAUAUCUGUUCGAUUUCCAUAAUUUGAUUUAUGCACAUGAUAUUUUUUAUGUCCAUCUAUGUGUUACCAGAACUUUAUGCUUUUAUUAAAUCUAGUAGUUUUCUUUACAUGGAAAUAUCGAAUGCACUUAUCUGUAAUUUAUCUAUAUUAUAUAAUAAAAUAUCCUGUAUAGAAGAGCAGAUUUUGUAAGAUUUAUAAUUUUAUUAGUAAUAACUGUACAAAAAAUAUAAACAUAUUUUUGUUAUAAUUAUAAAAUUAUUACAACUACUGUUGUACACUGAAACAUAUUUUAUUUGUUGAAGUAAUACGAAUAUUUUACAUGAAAGUAAUGAGUGCUCGAUAAUUUAUUAAUUAAAAUUAUACUCAUCCGAUUUAUGAGCGUGCUUUAAAUUAUUAGUAUUUAGAAUUGCUAUCUUGCAAUGAGCAUAAAUCACGUAAUAAUAAAAUAAAAUCGAGUUUCGUGGAUGGUAUAAAAAAGUAUGGAUAAUAGAUAUGAUUUAGCACUGCAAGAAAAAAAUGGGUUUAACAAAAUGGCUUUAGAAUAAUUAUAAAAUUCGGGCCAGAUGUACUAGUCUCCUUAUUAUAGCCCAUUAUUAAAGUGAGCAAAAUGCAAUUUUUUCAUGUAUACAAGAUAUCUCAAAACUAUCUGAAGUCUUUUUAAAACAGAUUUUUUGGCCAGUUAGGAAUCGAUUUUUUUUUUAACAAAAAAGA